Molecule: messenger RNA, 665 nt
Organism: Entrophospora sp. SA101
Lineage: Eukaryota; Fungi; Glomeromycota; Glomeromycetes; Entrophosporales; Entrophosporaceae
Source: the annotation of a GenBank genome assembly
AUGCUUCUUCAUUUUAUGAAAACGGGAUUUGAUCGUCGUACAGCAUUACAUCAUGCAGUAGCAGAAGGGAGUUUGGACACUGUUCAAUAUCUUUUACUAUUGCCCGAGUUAAACAUAGAAACAAAAGAUCGGUGGGGAAGAAAACCUAUUGAUGACGCUGAGAUGAACCGUGGACGUAUGUGGGGAAGAGAUUGUGAUAGAGAGAAACAAUUUCGUGAGAUUGUUAGAUUAUUAAGAGAGAAAUCGGUUCAAAAUGUCUUCAUCGAUAAUGGUAUAAUAAUUUUGGUGAAUGGUGAUGGAAAAUCAAAUAUAAACAAUAAUAAUAUUGAUGCUGAAUUUCACCGACUCGGAUAUAUCUCUUUAUGGUUUAAGAAGAAUCUAUUGGAAUAUAGUGACCCUUCUGAACUCUCAAGGCAAAGUAAAGAGGCGAAUGCGGUUCUUAGCGAUGACUCUAUUACCGUGGAAAAGUUAGGAUCGAGACAAAGACAUCAUUUCUUGGAACCUAGGGAGAAUAUGAAAUACGACUUACCUGAAUCUGUUUGGAAAAGUGUGGAAGAAUUCAGCUUUCAAAAAAGUACAGCUCGCAAAGAACAAAGUGAGGGAACUUAUAUCACGGAUAUAAUUAUGCAUUUACUUCAGGCUAGUCUGGAAGAUAUGUCUAAUGG